Molecule: messenger RNA, 893 nt
Organism: Ziziphus jujuba (common jujube)
Lineage: Eukaryota; Viridiplantae; Streptophyta; Magnoliopsida; Rosales; Rhamnaceae
Exons: 2
Coding region: 203-679 (158 amino acids)
Source: RefSeq, a predicted model, not a curated record
AAGGAACAAACGAAGAAGCGGAUAAGUUAACCGCUACAGUAAAAUAAUCCCCCGAGAGGAGGAUUAAGCUGACCCGUCCUUCCCCCUGGGUCAAAUUUCUGUCCGGAGCUGAUCGAAGGCGUUGCUGGUGUCUCUCGAGUGCCUCUGCCCAGAUCAAGCGUGCCUCUGCCCAAAUCAAGCUCUGAAUAUAGACUAUUGGCAAAUGAAGAAUACAAACUAUGGGGGAUUGAUAAUGUCGAUUCUUGGGAAGGAUCGGGCAACCGGACGUGGAGCACAAACUCCAAUUGAUAUGAUAAAUGAAAUAAAUCUGGACACUGCAAAUGAACCAAUUGAUAAUGUCGAUUCUCCAAUGUCUGUGAAUCGAGGAGGUAGUGAACCAUCUACACAAGUCCAAGCAAGAGGUAAACGAAAAUCUAGAUCGAAGGACGAUGACAUUGUAGCCGGGUUAGGCAAUGCAGCAGAGAAAUUAUUUGAUAAAUUGGCUGCAAAGUUGGAAAAAUCCGAGGCUUAUUAUCCACAAUAUUUAGCUAUGGAGCUUGACAGGUUAGGAUUUGAGGCCAGUGAUAACCUCAGAAUCUCUAAGGCAAUGAGAUCGGAUCCAUCGAAUAUAGAGGUUUUUAAGGUUAUUAAAACGGAUGCGAGGAAGAUUGCAUUUGCUCAUGACUUUUUGGAUAACUAAUUUAGUUAAGUAGUGGACUACAUAUUUCUGUUUAUGUAUGGGAGGAUGAUAAUUAUGAACAAUUAGGUUUGAAACUUAUGAACUUGUUGUAUGGUGGUGGAUGUUUGUUUCUAAAUUUGCAUGUAAGGAUAAUUUUAUGAUUAUGUGUUAUGUUUUAGAAUAUUCAUAUGCGCGUGAUUGAGUUGAUUUAUUGAUUUUUUAAUUGUAUUACUAU